AUGAGGAUCUUUGGCGACUCCUCUGCCUGCGCUGCCAUCCAACAAACCACUGCAAACACUAAACACACAGACGCCUUCAUGCUUAAGCUGCAAGUUUUCUUCUGUAACUUCUCUAAAGCUACUUGGAUUGAUGUCCGUCAUACAGGUGGGAUACUGGUCUACAGUGAGAGUGUGAUUCCUCGUAUCGCCAAAGCAGCGAGUGGCGUCACAGGAACCCCCUAUAAUGAGCUCAUGAACUCAUGGGGGGUUUAUUUCCUUGGAUUCGUGGGGAAAUACGGAUAUGACAGAAUCCUUAAGGUGUUAGGCCGCCAUGUGCGUGAUUUUGUGAAUGGUCUGGAUAACCUGCAUGAGUACCUGCGCUUCAGUUAUCCAAAAGUCCAGCCUCCGACCUUCUUCUGCCAGGAGGAAUCAGCUACAGGAGUUACACUGCAUUACAGGAGCAAACGUAAAGGUUACCUGCACUACGCCAUGGGUCAGCUCAGACAGAUGGGAAAACAGUUCUAUGACACUGACAUCCAUGUUGAGGUUUUGUCUGAGCAGCUGGUGGGAGAUUAUUCACACGUCACCAUGAGAUUAAACUUUGAUAACUCUGCGUAUCGAUAUAUCCAGAAGGAGGAUGAAGAGGAACAAGAGAUCCUCCCCAUCACCAGUGACUUUUUCUUUGAAGUUUUUCCCUUCAACAUUGUUUUCAGACAGGACAUGGUUGUGCAUAACGUAGGCUCGGGAUUGGCGACCGUCUUUCCUGAUCUGGAUGGGAAGAAGAUCAAUGAUGCUUUUCUGCUUGCUCGUCCUCUUGUGGAGUUCACAUGGAACAUGAUCAUCUCCCAUCCCAACAACCUGUUUGAGAUCAUGUCUAAGGAGCCGGUGAAACGAGAGCAAAAGAAAUCCAGUAAACUAGAGGAAAGCAUGAAAAUGUUGGACUACGAGAUGAAAAAGACAGAUGAUCUUCUGUACAGAAUGAUUCCCAAACCUGUUGCUAAGCGACUGCGGAAGGGAGAACCAGCUGUGAACACCUGCGAGGUGUUUCCUGAUGUGACCAUCCUGUUCAGUGAUGUGGUGGGCUUCACUCGUAUCUGCAGUCAUAUCACACCCAUGCAGGUGGUCUCUAUGCUCAACACCAUGUACACGCUCUUCGACACGCUCAGUGAGAAACACAGAGUGUUUAAGGUUGAAACUAUAGGUGAUGCAUACAUGGUGGUGGCAGGCGCUCCAGAAAAGACCAAGUAUCACGCUCACAAUAUUUGUGACAUGGCUCUAGAUAUGGUUCGUUCUAUUGAUCAUCUCAAAGACCCGUCCAACGGAAACAACAUCCAGAUUCGCGUGGGAAUUCACUCUGGUAUGGUGGUGGCUGGGGUCGUAGGUCACAAGAUGCCUCGCUACGGUCUUCAUGGUGAUACAGUCCACACGGCGUCUGCCAUGGAGAGCAAUGGGAAGGAAAUGCACAUACAGCUGAGCAGCGCUACUUAUGAGCACCUGAAAGGAAGUCACUUUAUCUUCGAGAGACGCGGUACCAUCACCAUCAAGGGGAAUGUGGAGAUUGAGACGUACUGGCUGAAAGGAAAGAGAGAUAAAGAUGGAAACGCUCAGGCCGCAUGCCCGCAGUUUGAAGCCCAGACCAUCAGUAAAGCCGCCAUCUCUGCCCCCGAACCGCCCAUCGAUGAGGAAGUGCUGGUGUUCCCCUCAGUGGCAGGUGAGGAUGAGGACGAUGUGAAAUCUAUCCGCUCUCACCGCAUGAAGAUGGAAACCUCUGGAAACUCUCUGGAGGAGUCGAUGGAGGAGUGUCGUGUUGAAGAAGCGUCCGUCAGUAAGUCUCAUUAUAAGGACGCUCUUCAGGACAGCAGUCUGCAGGACCCACACAUUGAACUCGACUCGGCUGAGUUUGACGCUCGAGAUUCAAUAAUGGAGUCUCCUGCUGGCUCCUGUGACUCCUGCGGCUCUGAGAAGAGCACCAUGUGCUCUGUGUGCUAA
This is a messenger RNA of Sinocyclocheilus grahami, 1968 nucleotides long. Its product is annotated as soluble guanylate cyclase 88E-like. Gene Ontology annotation, molecular function: guanylate cyclase activity; heme binding. Lineage: Eukaryota; Metazoa; Chordata; Actinopteri; Cypriniformes; Cyprinidae. Gene Ontology annotation, cellular component: guanylate cyclase complex, soluble. Bases 1 to 1968 code for a protein of 655 amino acids. Gene Ontology annotation, biological process: nitric oxide-cGMP-mediated signaling; cGMP biosynthetic process; response to oxygen levels. The record is from RefSeq and is a predicted model, not a curated record. The transcript has 16 exons.